Molecule: messenger RNA, 1461 nt
Organism: Cylindrotheca closterium
Lineage: Eukaryota; Bacillariophyta; Bacillariophyceae; Bacillariales; Bacillariaceae
Source: the annotation of a GenBank genome assembly
AUGUUAGAUGCUUAUUAUGGCCGUUGCACGAUCUUUUCCGACAAGGUCAAAUCCAUCCAGAAGCUUCGCCAACAGAAGAAACUCAGUAAGGAUGACAAGGAACUGAUCGACGCCAGGUGCACAGUUCUUAUGCUUAUUGCUGACAAUGCAAGCGAACAUGUGUUUCGCAAGGUGGUUCCGGAAUCGGAAAUGAAGUGUUGGUUGACCUACGCCGUCUCGGAAAUGAAACGGAUGGCCACUGAUCCCAACUGGAUGGCAACGGGAGAUCUAGAAGAGUAUGAUGAUCUUGCCACACUUCAGGCCCGGAAAGGUCGCAACAAUCGGAUGCCGUCACAAUACAUCUCGCUAUUGGUUGUUCGCAUUGUUUUCUCUGCAUACAACAUCGCGAGAAUGAGAUUUGAUAGCAAUUGGAACGAAGAGAAGGUUUUCAAGAAGUUUGAGUCUUCUGGAAUCCUGGAACAGUUCCUCCGGUGCGCUACAUUUGUCGACGACAAUCGCGGUUUGGUCCAAUUUCUCAAUCAGCUCCAGUCUUGUGUAAACUUUCUGCAUAAGAAGUUCGAGAAGGGCAAGCCAUGUGGUGAUGUUCUGAUUGCUAUUCUUGAAGGGAAAGACGGAAGUCGAGUGAAGCGGCCUGCUGUCUUGAACCAACUUGAGGCGAUUUCCAGGGUUGUCGAAGCAAUAAAUAUCUCCAAGAAGGAGAAGAAGACCAAGAUGACGAAGAUGUGUCGCCAUUGCGGCAAUUCAGAUCCAUCGGACGCUUUUCAAGAUUCUCUAAAGUCAUGUGCUCGAUGCAAAAACGCCUGUUACUGUUCCAAAGAAUGCCAAAGAGCUGACUGGAAGAUUCACAAAACGACUUGUCUACCUGCGGCCCCAAAGCCGGAAAUGAAACAGGUUGAUAAUAUGGAACGAAUUCUGUCAAACUUUGCUCGCAAGUACUACGUAUUAAUCAUGGCCAAAAUGGUCGAAGCGUGCAAGGGGACAGAUUUGAAGAAGAAGGAUGUACUCAUUGAGCUCGACUACACUGCCAACAAGCAUGGGAUAGUUCCAGCUAUGCAAGAGCCUCCAGUCUUUGCGAUCGUACCUAUACGGCACUACAUUGAUGGGUCCCGAACCAAUUGGUUUGGGAGAGGUCAUGACAAUGACCCACAAUUCCGUCAACAGAUGAUUGCUGUGAUGCGAGACAACCUCCAAAAGAUGAAAUCGUGGCACCUAAUGUUUUUUGUCAACUUUAAUGGAACCACGACAUGCGGUAAACUGGACAUUGAACGAAUGUAUACUGGCGAGGUAUUUGACGGCUUUCACAGUGCCAUUGUCGACCGGGACUUGGGGCCUCUCAGGCGCAUUAUGCGUCCAGAGUAUUUUGAAUUUGUUCAAGGAUUUAUGCUGCUCAAUUACGGGAUUGGAGAAAUGGGUGCAAACCAAACGGAGCGAUUUUGGACCAAAUUUGCAUCUACCAAGUGA